Molecule: messenger RNA, 917 nt
Organism: Argentina anserina (silverweed cinquefoil)
Lineage: Eukaryota; Viridiplantae; Streptophyta; Magnoliopsida; Rosales; Rosaceae
Product: ABC transporter I family member 1
Exons: 1
Biological process (GO): cytochrome complex assembly
Molecular function (GO): ATP binding; transmembrane transporter activity; ATP hydrolysis activity
Source: RefSeq, a predicted model, not a curated record
CUGGACUUAAACAUCAGCGUAAGAUAGUAAACAUUUCGACCUUGACUGAGUUCGUUAGAGUGCAAUGUCUCUCCGGAAGCCCCCGAUCCCUCGUCUCCUCCUCAACAAUGUCUCCUGCAUGAGGAAUGCGCAGCAGAUCUUGCGACAUGUAAAUGCCACAGUUCACGACGGUGGAGCACUGGUGCUGAUGGGCACCAAUGGCUCGGGCAAGACUACCUUCCUGCGCAUGUUAGCCGGCUUUUCUAAGCCUUCUGCUGGCCAGGUCCUCUGGAAUGGGCAUGACAUCACGGAUUCAGGAGUUUUCCACCAGUACAAGCUGCAACUCAACUGGCUCUCACUCAAAGACGCUGUAAAAGAGAAGUUCACAGUCCUUGACAAUGUCCAGUGAUUUGAAGUCCUCGAAGGGAAGAUGGGGAAUUCCCUGCCUGCCCUGGAGCUGAUGGGCCUCGGCAGAUUGGCCAAGGAGAAGGCUAGAAUGCUGUCCAUGGGGCAGCGCAAAAGACUCCAGCUUGCGAGGUUGUUGGCAAUCGACCGGCCUAUUUGGUUGCCCGAUGAGCCCUCUGUUGCAUUGGAUACGGACGGAGUGAAGCUGCUCGAGUACAUCAUUGCAGAGCAUAGAAAGAAAGGCGGCAUUGUCAUCGUGGCAACACAUCUGCCUAUUGAGAUUGAAGACGCGACAUACCUGAGACUGCCUGCUAGAUUUCCAAGGAGAAUGACCUUGGUGGACAUGCUUGAUCGUUCAGACUUUUGAUUCUUUUACCUGUUCUUUUUACAGACAAACACUGAGCAAGAAGAGAAUAUUGUAGUGAUACUGUGAUUGAAUUCUAUUACAUGACAUUUCUGUUCUUCCAGAAGCAGAGCUAUCUGUAAUCGUAAUGGUUGUGUUUCUUGGGGCGUCCGACCUACAAGCAGACGAG